Molecule: messenger RNA, 2295 nt
Organism: Tetrahymena thermophila SB210
Lineage: Eukaryota; Ciliophora; Oligohymenophorea; Hymenostomatida; Tetrahymenidae
Exons: 1
Source: RefSeq, a predicted model, not a curated record
AUGAGGGUUUUCUAAACACCAUCAAACCUUCUUGACAACAGCGCAGCUUAAGAGUUUUUACCUUCACAUGUUAUAAAAAAUAAAAUUUUAAAAUAAAUUUAAAAUGAUGAAAUAACUGGAUGGAAUAGCUCAAGUAGUCCAACUUAAUUUGGAGGCGAUAAUGAUUAUUUUAAUAACAAUAAUAAUAUUUCUGACUAGUAAAUUGAGAGAUAUGAGGAUAGAUACUAAGGAAAUAAUAAUAAUCCUAUAUAUAAUAAUCUAACAAAUGCUGGAAAUUCUAGAUAAAGUGUUAUAAUUGAUCAAAGUAGUGCCUAAAUAGAAAAUUCAAUCAAAAAGUAUCCAAUUUAAACAAACGCAUUAAAAGAAUUAUCCAAUAAUUUGUAAAUAAAUCUACAACAGAAAAAAAAUAAUAGGUAUUAAGGGACAAAUUAUGAUUAAAUAAUGUUAAAAUUUACUCAGCAACCGCUACCAUCUUAGCAGAAAGGUAAAAGAAAAUCAUAAUAGUUUUCUUCGAUUUCUACUUAUUAAAAUAAUGGCUUAAUAAACAAUACAAAUCUUCCAAAUAUUUCAACUUAAAAUGAAGAUUUUUCUUCUAUUGUUGAUGAACUUAAAUAGUUAAAAGAAUUUUUAACAUCACCUAUCCCUCAGGAUUCACAAAAUGUGAAAAUAUAAAAUUAGUGCUUUGAAAGCUCUAAUUUGAUAGGGACUAGGAUUGAUGGAAGAACCAAUUCUGUUGAUUCUUAAGAAAGAGAUUAAUCUGAUAAUUUAACAAAAAGUGAAUUUAAAGUAAGGAGAUUUAGAAUAAACUCAUUCUAAUAAAAUACAAUUUAGAGUUAAAAAUAGAAUUUGCUUAAUCUUAGUAAUGAGAACUUAAAAUUUAGGAAGUCUUAAUACAUUGCACAUUCUAUACAAUAAAAAAAUUAAUCUAAUGAUGAAUAAAUUCUACAAACAGCUAAAGAUUAGUUUCAGAUCGCACAAUAUAAUAAUUUUUCAAAUGCAAAUGGAAACGUGAUUAAUUUAUCAGCAUUAACAGGAUAGGCUGGUAAUACUGGUCUAGCCAAUCAAAAUAAUUACUCGUUUUAUAUUAAUUAAAAGAAAUCAUUUGUAAACAAAGCUAAUAGCUUUGAAGGUAGAAGAAAAAGAGGUAAAACUAUUGACUUACUACCAAAGAUAUCAGAAAUGCAAAGAUAUCAGAAUACAAUAAAAACUUCAAGAAUUACAACUUAAAAAACAAAUGAAACCUCCUAGAAAAGUCGUAUUGGUUAAACAAAAACUGGAGUUAAUGAUUGUUCUGCUGAAAUUCAAAAAAUGCAAGUAUGUAAAACAAGUGAGGAUAGAAAGGGCAGUCAAGUAACGAUAAAUUAAAUCAAAAAGCUAAUGAACUAAGAAAGGAUAUACUACAAAGAAAAUUUACAACAAAUUGAGCAGCUGAAAUGCCCAUAAUCUAAAAAUAGCUCUCAGAACAAUACAAAGCAGAAUACAUUUUUCUUAAAAAAUACUUGUGAUAGUAAUAACUACACUCAAACUUAUCAAUCGAAUCAUACUAUUUGUGACUAGUAAACCACAAAAACAAAUGGAUAAGUUAUUAAAAUAUAAAAUUAAAAUAAUAUUAACCAACAAGGUUUAUUUGAUGACUCUCAAUUCACAUAAGAAAGCUAAUAUAACAAUGCAUAAUAAAGUAAUAUGCAUUUAAAUUAAUUUAAUAGCAAAUUCUAAAUUUCUUUAGCUGAAUAUUUAAAAUAAAAUGCUACUUAGAGAUAGUAAUUUUUUACUAGCUAAAAGAAAGCUAUGCAAGAUGCAUAGAAGAAAGAUCCUUUAGAUUUUAAUAAAAAUGUAAGAAUUUUAUCUGAAAAAUAUAGUUUAAAUAAUAUCUUAUAGCAUUAAGAGUCUCCUAGGUUAAAGCCUCGUAUCCCCAUAAAUGCUUCUGUAAAAAUUAAUAAUAGUAAAUAAAACAGUAUAUUCAAUUCAUAUGCAGCAGAGCCUAUUGAAAAAUCUAGAUAAAAUAGCUCUUGCUAAAAGACCUAGUAAUCUAAUACUUUAGAAAGUAAGCAAGCUUUAAUUUAAGCUUAUUCUCCUUUCCCAAAUAUAACUGUGUAAUAAUCACAAUAAGUUGUAAUAUAAAAAGGUAAUAAUAUUUAUUCUCCUUCAAAUGAAAAAAAUGAAAAUGAGCAUUAGGUUAAAUAUACACAAUUUAAUUCCAGAAUUCCGAAAAAGCUAAAAGACCUAUUAGAAGAAUAAUAUGUGAGAGAUUCUAAGUUGAGAGAAAUCUAAUUAGUUUAGAAUAAUGUAAUGUGA